This is a messenger RNA of Plasmodium berghei ANKA, 975 nucleotides long. RefSeq names its product BIR protein. The transcript has 3 exons. Lineage: Eukaryota; Apicomplexa; Aconoidasida; Haemosporida; Plasmodiidae. Bases 1 to 975 code for a protein of 324 amino acids. The record is from RefSeq and is a predicted model, not a curated record.
AUGAAUGACUUUGUGUGUAGAAGAUUCAUUGCUGUAAAAAACUCGAUUUUCGAUCAAUUGGACAAUAAAGGAAGCUAUAAAUUUAUUAAUGAAAAUAAUUUAAAUGGGUAUUGUACUAGUAAUAGAUGUGACGGUGAUCUUGAAAAAAUUAAUGCUGGAUGUUUAUUUUUGUUUGAUGCAUUAUUUAAGAAUUAUUCUGUGUUUAAGAAACAUAAUAACAUCAAUAUUGUUGAUUACAUUAUCAUAUGGUUAAGUUAUAUGUUAAACCUAAAGGAACAAGCAGGAAAUAUGAACAAUAUACAAUAUUUUUAUACUACAUAUAUAAAUAAUGAUAAAUACAAAAAUACUAUAACCGAUGUUACAGAGUAUAAAAAUUAUAAGGAUCUUAUAGAUAAAACAAAUAUGAUGAAUAUGGAUAUUAAAGAUAUAUCUAAAUUUUAUGAUGCAUUUAGUACAUUAUGUAUGAUGUAUAUUGAAUUUAAUGAAAAAAGUCCAAAUUGCAAGAAAUAUGUGGAAGAAGCUAAAAAGUUUGUUAAAAAAUACGAACAACUUAAUGGAAAUUCUAAUAUUACUGGAAAUAGUUCAUAUAAUAAAAUAUUAUCUACUUUAUCAACUGAUUAUAAUAAUUUUAAAAAUAAAUGUAUUAGCAAUGGCAUUAAUUGCACAAAUUUUCCAUCCCUUCCAACAAUAGAGCCAAAACAACCUCAUGUACAAAGUUCUGGAGAUAGUUAUGAAAAAAGUUCUGGAGAUAAUUAUAAACAAACUUCUGAAUAUAUUUAUGGGCAAACUUCUGAAGUUACAUCAUCAAGUUCGCCGAUAGGAAACAAAUUAUUUACAGUUUUAUCGAUAUUUGGUGCAAUAGCAUUUUUUUUAGGAAUUUCUUAUAAGUAUUCGUUAUUUGGAUUUCGGAAACGAGCUCAAAAACAAUAUUUAAGAGAAAAAAUAAAAAAUAUAAAGAAGAGAAUGAAUCAUUAA